AUGGCAGAGGUUACCGUAGGACAAGUGGCGGGUAUCAUCGCCUUCAUUCUGAUCAUUGUCCAGAUUAUCACCCCGCUGGUCCUGGGGCUUCUCUUGGCCGGAUACACCCGCGACUCUGAGACCGCGAGCACAUGGACCCGACUCGGCCAGCGACUGUUCACGACGCUCUGGCCGUCACUUAUUGGCAGUGACGUUCGGGGAGGUUCUCGCAACCUACGAUUCGUGAUCAAGAUUCUUGCCGCCUGCUUUCCCGUACUCUCACUGCUCCUCGCCAUAGCCGGUAUCGUGACACCCCUUGGCCUCAGGGAACAACUUAACACGCUUGCCUCCGAGCAAGGCAAUUUUGUCUACGCCCAGGACACCAGUGAUAUUCUCCAGCGGGACGAAGGGGAUGCGUUCAACUAUCUCCAAUUUUUUGAUAUUGAGUGGCGUCAACUCACCAACACCCUUACUGAAUAUGUGAAUGGUGGCAACCCCUACGAUAGUGGCAUGUACCGCCAACUCGACUCGUUCAUCCUGGAUAAUGAGUACAAAAUCCUAGAGGGCCUCGUGGUAGAUGCUAAGAUUGGUGGUAUCGGUUUUCGAAAUCAUACGGUGCCUAUUGACUUGGGCCGUGGAGGCACUUGGCAGGAAGAUCUCCUCUUUAUCGAGCCGGAGGUUGCGUGUGUCAACACCAAUUUAACUAUCGAGUUUGAAAUAACCAGGAACAGUAGUAUUCGUGGGGAUAUCGAGAAUCUUCGGCUUAUCGACCGCGGUGGUUUCGUCAAUCUCAACACAACCUAUCCCGUCCUCGACCUCGAGAGGUCACAGGAGAACCCUGAGCUGCUGUUGAGGGCAUACAAAGGGGCCUUCCUAAACAAUGCACAGACGAUGCUAGUCCUGAAUGUGACCAACCCGAACGACGAGAAGAAGGGCAUCAAGUCCUUCUCGUACAUGAACUCCAAGAUCGGGCAGGAAUUUGAACUAGCGCCCUUAGCUGGUGAUAACUAUGACGCUUUGGGGCUCUCCUGGGAAUAUGGCAACUACCUUCACAUGGAGAGCCUAAACUCGUCACUUUUCAAAGUCCCGAAGUACCCAAACCCGUUCAACAUGACCCGUGACGACUUCAAGUCUAUCACCGUUCUCUGCAGUGGUUCCGGGAAUGCGGAUUUGGCAACGGCCUCUAAUAUUUUUGUUGCAUGUGGGCUCCUUCGAGGUGCGCCUGUCCGUGUGGAUGGCGGUCCCCAGGCUCUCCUUGAACACGGAUCUAAGUGGGCCAGUCAACUGCAUUCAUGUGCAGCAACUGUUCGAGCGACAAUCAAAACCGUCACUUUUUCCUACAAUGGGACCGCGAAUGGCGCUCUCGCCGGCCUCCAUGUUGACGAUAUCGAGCCUAAAAGGUACGAGAGCGAGGAAGAUUACCCGCUGUGGGGCUACGAGGAGACCGGUUUGAACGUCUCUGGGGUGGAUCCUCUCUGGGGUCUUAUCAGCCCGGAGUAUUCUUCGCGUCCCAAUGUUUCGAGUUUACGACAGCCAUCCCUAUACCUCCCUGGCUACCAAGACACAGUAGGGUUCAAUGGAUUCUCAAUCGGUUCCAACCUCCCAGGCAGCCAGUUCCCUUCCCAAGCCAUGAACCAAGCUUUCGAGCUUGGUGAAGGCGGCUGGCCUUUCGACCUGCUUGGCACAGCAAGUAUCUCGAUCUUCAACAGGUGGCAAACGCUUUCAGCCAACUCUUCUAAUGCAGCAGGGAUCAUCAAACUUAUCUGGACAGACCUAGCAGCUUCUGCCGUGGUUGGAACCAAGGGAACACUAGGUUCUCUUAAUCUUAGUCCUGAAGCAGAGAGGACCCCGAUUCAAGUGCGCCCCAUUGGGUUACGAGUUACAUACAACUUUCUCUACGGAAUUCCUGCAUUCAUUCUGUUACUAUUUCUUAUUUCGCUCUCGGCAUUCCUUUUCGUGUCCCUUUGCUUCGGAAAGGUCAGCCUCCAGAAGCUCCGGUACCGACUUGCACAGGUAUCCGCAGGCAGAAUUUACGCGUCCUCGCUCUAUCCUAACACUUCGAAUCUUAUUAUGCCGAGCAAAGCCUGGCAGGCUGCUAAUGGCGAUAAGAUCAUUGUGGUCGGUCACACGGCGAGGGCCACGACUGCACCGUUAAUGCAAGGUUCAACUGCGCCUGUAUACACGCAUCAGGAGCAAAAACAGCCGUAUCAAUAUUAA
Molecule: messenger RNA, 2196 nt
Organism: Parascedosporium putredinis
Lineage: Eukaryota; Fungi; Ascomycota; Sordariomycetes; Microascales; Microascaceae
Source: the annotation of a GenBank genome assembly